AUAAAGGCCAUAUUGUGCGUAAAAUCGAUAAAAGAACUGCCCAUUGAAAAUCAUCCCUCGCCUCCUGGUUGAUUCCUAGCUGAACUUGAAUAUUUGAGGAGGGAAAAGUGCAUUUCUAGCGCCAAAAGUCAGCGCCUGCCCCGCCCACCACCGCCAUAACAAAACAACGCCCACCCGGAGAGCCGCUGAUAAUGCCAAUGCACAUCCCGUAUCCGGUUAAUUGGAUACCCGUUCUGCCAGUCGCCCGAUGUCAAGAAACUCCGUCGCUUCUGAAGCGCGCCAGUACGGAAAAGCUGCGAGAGGUGUUCCAAAAGUACGCCUCAAUCCAGAAGAAUGGCGAACACUUUAUGACCAGCGAGGACUUCGUGCGCAAUUUCCUGGGACUCUUCACGGAAUCUGCAUUUAAUGACGAAUCGGUGCGCCUCUUUGCCGGCAUUGCCGAUACGAGCAAGGAUGGACUCAUCUCGUUCUCGGAAUUCCAGGCCUUCGAGGGUCUACUGUGCACUCCCGAUGCCCUUUACAGGACCGCCUUCCAGCUGUUUGACCGUCAGGGAAAUGGCACCGUCUCUUAUGCUGACUUUGCUGAUGUCGUACAAAAAACCGAACUGCACUCAAAGAUACCUUUUAGCUUAGAUGGACCUUUUAUUAAAAGAUACUUUGGUGAUAAGAAACAACGCCUUAUCAACUAUGCUGAGUUUACGCAACUGCUGCACGACUUCCACGAGGAACAUGCAAUGGAGGCCUUCCGCACCAAGGAUCCAGCUGGCACUGGAUUCAUAUCCCCCUUGGACUUCCAGGACAUAAUUGUUAAGGUCAAGCGGCAUUUACUGACGCCCAACGUCAAGGACAACCUUGUAUCGGUUACUGAGGGCCACAAAGUGAGCUUCCCGUAUUUCAUGGCAUUUACCUCGCUGCUGAACAACAUGGAACUGAUCAAGCAGGUUUACCUGCAAGCCACUCAAGGAAGCCGCACUGACAUGGUUACCAAGGAUCAAAUCCUGCAGGCCGCCCAGCCCUUAAGCCAGAUCACUCCUCUUGAGGUGGACAUCCUGUUCCAUUUGGCCGGCGCUGUUCACCAAGCGGGCCGUAUUGACUUCAGCGACCUGAACAGCAUUGCUCCAGAGCACUACUCGAAGCAUAUCACACACCGCCUCACAGAAAUUAAGGCUGUGGAGAGUCCUGCCGAUCGAUCUGCUUUUAUUCAGGUGUUGGAGAGCUCUUAUCGUUUCACUCUUGGAUCCUUUGCUGGCGCUGUCGGUGCUACGGUCGUGUAUCCCAUUGAUUUGGUGAAGACUCGCAUGCAAAAUCAGAGAGCGGGCUCGUAUAUUGGUGAAGUGGCCUACAGGAACUCAUGGGAUUGUUUCAAGAAGGUAAUCCGUCACGAGGGCGCCCUGGGUCUGUACAGAGGCUUGCUGCCCCAGCUGAUGGGCGUGGCACCGGAAAAGGCCAUCAAACUGACGGUUAACGACUUGGUCAGAGACAAGCUGACCGAUAAGAAGGGCAACAUUGCCACAUGGGCGGAGGUGCUGGCGGGUGGUUGUGCAGGUGCGUCACAGGUGGUGUUCACCAACCCCUUGGAGAUCGUUAAGAUUCGGCUGCAGGUGGCGGGUGAGAUUGCCAGUGGGUCGAAGAUUCGCGCCUGGUCUGUGGUGCGGGAGCUGGGACUCUUCGGUCUCUACAAGGGAGCCAGGGCCUGCCUUCUGCGCGAUGUGCCGUUCUCGGCCAUCUACUUCCCGACCUAUGCUCACACCAAGGCCAUGAUGGCCGACAAGGAUGGGUACAAUCACCCGCUUACCCUUCUGGCCGCCGGUGCCAUUGCUGGUGUUCCUGCUGCCUCGCUCGUCACACCCGCCGACGUCAUUAAGACACGCCUUCAGGUGGUGGCCCGCAGCGGCCAAACAACGUAUACGGGAGUCUGGGAUGCCACCAAGAAGAUUAUGGCGGAGGAGGGACCACGUGCCUUCUGGAAGGGCACAGCCGCCCGUGUCUUCCGCUCAUCGCCUCAGUUUGGAGUGACCCUGGUGACAUAUGAGCUGCUGCAGCGACUCUUCUACGUGGACUUUGGCGGCACUCAGCCAAAGGGAUCGGAGGGUCACAAGGUCACCACGCCACUGGAGAAGGCGGCAGAGAAGGUUAGCACCGAAAAGGUCGAUCACAUCGGCGGCUACAGGGCAGCAGUUCCUCUUCUGGCCGGAGUCGAGUCCAAGUUCGGCCUGUACCUUCCGCGAUUCGGGCGGGGAGUAGCCACGCCCCCAACGGCCACGGGAUCCUGAUUGUACUGGCGCCACCGCCUGCCCAGCACCACAUAGUCAACAUGUGAAUGCAAAGUGGUCGAUCGGCGGGAUUGGGGGCCUCUUGGAGAGAAAAGAUCUAUUUUUUGCUAGGACGCGUUUACACAAAUACACUGAAGCACUGAGGAUAUUUCUAACGAGGAUCAGGGACAAAAAGCAUAGAAGCGAUCGAACUAAUGUAUCUGAAAAUCAACCGGAAACCUGGCUCUGAGCAACUGUUUUUACCACACACUCACAAAAAAAAAUUCAAAAACAUAAAUAUGAAAAUUGUAAAACCUAGGGGAUAUAUAGUAGCGAUUUUACGUGAGACGGGGGCUGAUGAAAAUCUAUUUAGGAAAGUGUAGAACUGUUUUUGUAAACUUUGUUAACUAGUUUAAUGUCUAGAGCAACAACCAAUCACUGAACGUCAACUUUUGCACUCAAUGGAACUAUCAAAGCGUAAAUAUUUUAAUCUUAGUGCGAAUUUGUUCAAAACAAUUAUCAAGCAAAGGAAAUGCAAUGAAUGACCUCUUAGCUAAUAAAGAAAUAACAAAUAAAAACUCAUGUUUGAAACAAA
Messenger RNA from Drosophila bipectinata, 2847 nucleotides. It is a transcript of the gene aralar1, whose product is annotated as calcium-binding mitochondrial carrier protein aralar1. Gene Ontology annotation, biological process: aspartate transmembrane transport; malate-aspartate shuttle; L-glutamate transmembrane transport. Gene Ontology annotation, molecular function: L-glutamate transmembrane transporter activity; calcium ion binding; L-aspartate transmembrane transporter activity. Lineage: Eukaryota; Metazoa; Arthropoda; Insecta; Diptera; Drosophilidae. The record is from RefSeq and is a predicted model, not a curated record.